UACUCAGAUUUGGGAUCGAAGAGACGUAGUAGGUUGCCGGCCGAUUUUCGAGGAUUGUCUGUUACCUCCGGUUGUGGCGUUUCCAUGGCAAUGCAUGGCGGUGAGAGAGGGAGAGAAGAUCGGGUGAAAAUGGAGGAGAGCAGGCGGAAUGUGGUGUACAUGUGUGGUUAUCUCCCCGGAGCCUCGCCGGAGAAGUCGCCGAUGCUCUCUCCGACGCCGGUGCGGGAUCCCGGCGGAGAUUCGUGGAAGGACGUCUUCGGCGGCGGCUGCGGAUUCGCCAUGGCCGUUUCAGAUUCUGGAAAGUUAAUUACUUGGGGUUCAGCAGAUGAUGAAGGUCAAAGCUACAUAACAUCGGGAAAGCAUGGGGAUACUCCAGAGCCUUUUCCUCUCCCAACUCAAGCGUCGGUUUUGAAUGCUGCUGCUGGUUGGGCUCAUUGUGUUACAGUAACAGAGCCAGGUGAAACAUACACAUGGGGUUGGAAAGAGUGUGUUCCUUCUAGCAAACUCAUCUCAGAUUCGGCUUUUGUAGGAAGCUUCCAAAAGGAAGCUCUCACAAGACAAAGCUCUUUGUUGAGUGAGCAAGUGAGCCCUAAAUCUCAACCCUCAAGCCCAAAUAGUGGGAUGUUCAGUCAACUUAAUGACAGAAAGGUUGUUGAAGAAACUGUGAAGCGCAGAAAAGUAUCAUCAGCUAAACAAGAAAAUGAGAGUGUAACGCUAGGAGAGGAAACAUUUACACCAUCACCUUGUCUCGUCACCCUGGGACCUGGAGUUAGGAUAACCACUGUUGCUGCUGGUGGGCGCCACUCUUUAGCCUUGUCAGGUUAUAUGAAGUAUGAAGCUAUGGAAGAUUUUUUAUGUAAAGCAAGACACCUGAUUCAUCAUAUUUUUACCGAAGUUUCAGAUGUGGGACAGGUCUGGGGUUGGGGCUAUGGAGGUGAAGGACAGCUAGGUCUGGGUACCAAGAUAAAAAUGAUGUCUUCUCCUCAUUUAAUACCUUGCAUUCAGACACCUAAUCUGGUUAAAGAUGGCGCACUGACUAGUAGCCAAGGAAGCAUGAGUUCAGGAUUACAAUCUUCCAAAGUGCCUGGAAAUUAUGUGAGAGGAAUUGCUUGUGGAGGUCGACAUAGUGCGGUAAUUACAGAUACUGGAGCAUUGCUAACUUUUGGAUGGGGGCUCUAUGGGCAGUGUGGACAAGGGAGUACAAAUGAUCAACUCAGACCGACAUGUGUAUCUUCUUUACUGGGAACUGCUAUUGGGGGAAUUGCUGCUGGUCUCUGGCAUACAAUCUGUGUUUCUACUGAAGGUCGAGUAUAUGCCUUUGGUGGUAGCCAGUUUGGACAACUGGGGACUGGUGGAGAAAGUGCAGAGACUCUGCCCCAACUUUUGGAAUGUCCAGAUUGGAAGGGCAAGCAAGUGAAGGUAGUAUCGUCCGGAGCCCGUCAUAAUGCAGUACUGACAGAGGAUGGACAAGUAUUUAGCUGGGGAUGGAACAAGUAUGGACAGGUCUUGGAGAUUCAAUUGAUCGCAACAUCCCUUCCCAAGUACCAAUCGAUGGCUGUCUGCCAAGAAAUGUUGCGUGUGGGUGGUGGCAUACAUUGUUGCUUGCUGAAGUUUCUGUGUAGAUCUCUGACAUGUCCCAUGUGAGGGCCAGGCAGAACAAAGUUUUGUUAGGAUAGGGGUUUCUCUUAAAGUUGUACAUGUAGCAUCUGGAUGUAUAUUGUGUUUCCUUAGGUUGAUCUACAUGACAGAGCAUUUGUUCAGGAGCUACUUUUGACAAAGAUUCAGAAGAGAUUGCAGUUCUUUGCACACAACAUCCAAACUCUUAUUGAUUUCUAGUUUGAUUCGUACA
Molecule: messenger RNA, 1849 nt
Organism: Rhodamnia argentea
Lineage: Eukaryota; Viridiplantae; Streptophyta; Magnoliopsida; Myrtales; Myrtaceae
Product: ultraviolet-B receptor UVR8-like
Exons: 11
Coding region: 85-1644 (519 amino acids)
Source: RefSeq, a predicted model, not a curated record